UGACGGACAAAGAACGUGUUGUUCUGAACGCGACAUGCUAAGGGGCUAUAGGCGGUUACGAAGCACGGGAAUUGCUCGGCUUCGCGCUCACGAGAUCAUUUCCGGGGGCUCCUAUGGACUCUUAAGAUAUUAACUAUGUAUGCCAACGUGAUGUUUCACAAGUUGCGCUGGAUCGAAAGAACCCCCUUGUUUGACCUUCGGUCUUCUCACCUCCUGACGUCCCCCCAUUUUUUUAUUCUCAUUUUUUAUUUUCCCAUAUUCCUUUUGCUGGGUGGCGACAUCAGCGGCAGCUUCUUCCCUGCCUCCAUGUACCGACGUUUGGAGGGAGUGAGCAAGGGAAUCGCCCGGUUCUACACUGAAAUAAUUGACCCCCUGUUGUACAUAAAAUUUUCCGAUAAGCAGAGCUGGGCGAAAUCGAUCAUUGGGUUGUUUUCCUCGAUCGAUGACCUGAUUUCGCAGGAUCCGUUUUGCAGACUCGUCCACACCUGGGACGAGAAUAGGCCAAUACGAUGGCUUGCAGCUUGGGCAACAAGGCAUGCAGUAAUGUAUGCCCAACUGCGUCGAGAAGUAUCAGAAUCCCAACAGGACAGGUGAAGAUCCAUGCUCUCCACAGUAGGAUCCCAAAAUUAGGCCGCCAUCGGUCCAACUCUGGCGCGUGCUCCAUAUCCACAGUUGCCUUUACUUUCAGACAUCAUGGUAAUAACGUAGACUAUGGCCCGCCGUGCGCCCCCUGCUGGAACCGGAGUUCUGCUCUAGAUGGGUCGGUGAUCAACAGGAUUCUCGGGA
This is a messenger RNA of Aspergillus steynii IBT 23096, 786 nucleotides long. RefSeq lists its product as uncharacterized. The record is from RefSeq and is a predicted model, not a curated record. NCBI's taxonomy places the organism in Eukaryota, Fungi, Ascomycota, Eurotiomycetes, Eurotiales, Aspergillaceae. Bases 136 to 594 code for a protein of 152 amino acids. The transcript has a single exon.